AUGGAACGUUACACAAAAAAAAACGAGAGGUUCAAGGCAGAGGAAGGAAAAGGAUCAAAGAAGUCGAGAACUUUCCUUACAGAACGCGAAAGACGAGCUCUCUUCAAUGACCGUUUCUUCGACUUAAAGAACCUCAUUCCAAAUCCCACAAAGGGAGGUGAAGCAUCCAUUGUUCAAGAUGGGAUCGUUUACAUCAACGAGUUACAAAGACUAGUUAGCGAGCUUAAGUAUUUGGUUGAGAAGAAAAAAUGCGGUGCAAGGCACAACAACAUUGAAGUAGACAAUAAAAACACGAUUUAUGGGACUAGCAAGAUAGAGCAUCCAUUCUCCAAAAACAAAAACACUUUUAACUGUUUGAUUCGUACACUUAGAUUUGUACACCACUUUUAG
Arabidopsis thaliana (thale cress) is the source of this 390-nucleotide messenger RNA. Its product is annotated as basic helix-loop-helix (bHLH) DNA-binding superfamily protein. The record is from RefSeq and is marked reviewed. The coding region runs from base 1 to 390 and encodes 129 amino acids. Lineage: Eukaryota; Viridiplantae; Streptophyta; Magnoliopsida; Brassicales; Brassicaceae. Gene Ontology annotation, molecular function: protein dimerization activity. Gene Ontology annotation, biological process: regulation of DNA-templated transcription; anther wall tapetum development. Gene Ontology annotation, cellular component: nucleus. The transcript has 2 exons.